This is a messenger RNA of Fusarium sp. VM40, 1599 nucleotides long. Lineage: Eukaryota; Fungi; Ascomycota; Sordariomycetes; Hypocreales; Nectriaceae. The record is from the annotation of a GenBank genome assembly.
AUGUUCUCCGAAAGUCUGCCUGGAAUUCCCAGCCUCCGCCAAGUAUGCAUACCUAUAGCUGCUUUGGUCAUUCUUGUCCUGGGGAGGUACUAUCUUGCGAGCCGUCGGCCCAAGAAUUUCCCGCCAGGGCCAGCAACGCUGCCUUUUCUGGGGAAUAUCACCCACGUGCCUCCCUCUAAGGCUUUUCUCAAGUUUCGUGAUAUGCAAGCCGAAUAUGGCUCCAUUAUUGGUCUAAAGAUUGGUUCCCAAAACUUUGUGGUGUUGAACAGCUACAAACAUGUCAAAGCAUUGUAUGACGAGAGAGGCGCCAUCUACUCUAGUAGAGCCAAUACGUACAUUGCCAACGAAAUCGUUUGCCCAAAUGAGAUUCACAUUCUUCUUAUGCAGUAUGGUAAAGAGUGGCGCAAACAACGAAAAAUAUUGCAGUCUCUUCUUAACGUGACUAUCGUGGAUAAGCUCCUCCCUCUUCAAGAGGCUGAAACCACGCAGACUAUGUUCCAGCUUCUACAAGACCCUGAAGGUUACUAUGACCAUAUUCGCCGAUACACCACGGCAGUGAUUCUGGCCUCAGUCUACGGUCAACGUGGAGCUUCAUUCGACCACCCUAACGUGCAGGCUCUUUACCACGCGCAAGACCAAUUCACGGCCCUUCUUGAACAAGGAGCGUCUCCGCCUGUUGAUGCCUUUCCGUUCUUGAGGGCGGUUCCUGAGUUUCUUGCGUCUUGGAAAACGAGAGCCAAGGCGGUGCGUGAGGAGCAAAAGGGGCUUUAUUUGAGGCUGGUGCAGGAAACCAGAGAUCGACUGCAGCGUGGUAAGGGUGGUGAUUGUUUCUUGAAAACUAUGCUGGAAGAACAAGAGAAGAACGAUAUGGAUGAUGAGCAUAUUGCUUAUCUAGCUGGAAAUCUGAUGGAAGCAGGGUCUGAUACUACCGCCUCUACCUUGCUUUCGUUUCUCCUGGCCAUGAUCAAGUACCCACAGCAGUUCAGAAAAGCGCAAAGGGAGGUUGACCAAGUAUGCGGCUUAUCAAGGUCUCCAACAGCAGACGAUAUCAACAAUUUGCCUUUUAUCAAGGCGUGUAUGGACGAGACACUCAGAUGGCGUCCCGUGGCACCAGGCGGUGUCCCCCAUGCUCUAACCCGGGAUGACACAUAUGAAGGCUAUCUCCUACCCAAAGGCACCAUCGUCCUCGCCAAUACUUGGGCGAUUCACAAUGACGAAGAUGAGUAUGAAAAUCCUCAUGAAUUCAUGCCCGAUCGCUUUAUGGGUAACGAGUAUGGGACUCGGUACGCAGUUGACGAAACUACUGCCGCUCACCGCCGCACUUCGUAUGCUUUUGGCGCAGGCCGAAGAGUCUGUCCAGGGCAGCGACUUGCCAAGAACUCCAUGAUGCUCAACAUGGCCAAGAUAGCCUGGGCGUUCGAUCUUUCGCCUGGCUCUGACAGUGUUAAUGAUGAUAUUGACACAGCUUACCACGAUGGAUUUCUUAUUGCGCCUAAGAAAUUCCCCAUCACGAUCAAGCCGCGAUCUGAACAUCAUAGGAAGGUUAUCACGGAUGAAUAUCACUCAAUGGAGUCGUUUUGGGACAAGUAUGAAAACUAG